Messenger RNA from Protomyces lactucae-debilis, 750 nucleotides. RefSeq lists its product as uncharacterized. Lineage: Eukaryota; Fungi; Ascomycota; Taphrinomycetes; Taphrinales; Protomycetaceae. The record is from RefSeq and is a predicted model, not a curated record. The transcript has a single exon. The coding region runs from base 209 to 571 and encodes 120 amino acids.
GUUGGCGAUCUGGCCUAAGCCAAUAUUUGUUUAUAUAGCGGGCAACACCGCUGUCUUGCUGUCCUACUUCCGGGCAGUUCGACGCUCGUUGCAAUUGUGAAGUUGGACUUCGAAGAUUUUGAACUUUGGCCACUCGGCGUCGGGACCUUCAACCAGCUAGCUACUGACUACAAUACAGCUCAUGGUCGCCGCACAUGCUUCACUCUAGAUGCACAUGUCUGCAGUCUCUCUUCCUCUUGUCUGUCUCUCAAGUGUGUCUGACCAGCAAGGUCAGAUCGAUGAUGUACUGCAUAGCGCGGUAGAAUCCGACCCGCCAAGCAAAUGGACAGCCAACAACCUCAACCUUGAGUCUGCCAGAGCAAAGCAAGUAGCACGUCUACUAGCUCUUGCAACAGAUGAUCAGCAUUCUAGAGUCUCGCUCAAUGCCUUUAACCCAAGUGUCUUGCCCUUGUCGUUCACGGAACUAGCUCAUCAGCCUCGAGCCGGCAUCGCAGCAAGCACAGCCAACAACGAUCCCAUGGAUUCAUCUGACAACCUCUUUAUCUCUCUUGAUACACUGCGCUGUGCCUAACGCAUUCAAGAGGACGAUCUAGACCAAUUUGAACGGCUUGCACACGAUACACGCAUGAUCAAGGCAACAGCACGACCACGACGCGUGUCAAAGGAUGGUUCCAAGCGUACUGAGAUCCAGACUGUUGACUCUAUUCGCAAAGCAGUGUGUCUGUGGCCAUCAAGCGCGGCAAGCAACAC